Messenger RNA from Rhincodon typus (whale shark), 2403 nucleotides. RefSeq names its product GLI pathogenesis-related 1a (gene glipr1a). Bases 100 to 855 code for a protein of 251 amino acids. Gene Ontology annotation, cellular component: extracellular region. The transcript is spliced from 6 exons. Lineage: Eukaryota; Metazoa; Chordata; Chondrichthyes; Orectolobiformes; Rhincodontidae. The record is from RefSeq and is a predicted model, not a curated record.
AAAGUGAGGACUGGGGACGGGGUGUGUCCAAGUAUCGUAGCGGGGCGCUCGCUCAGUGCUCCACGCUUCAAACCCGGUCACACUCAGCCCAGUCCUGUCAUGGCAAGCGCAGCGGUGUCCUCGCUUCUUGCGGCGUUUUGGUUGCACCUGCUCCCGUAUGAGCCUGCCUUCGGGUCUCUGGUCUCCAUCACCGAUCCGACUUUCAUCCAGGAGUGCGUCGACCAGCACAACAAGUUUCGUAGGGAAGUGGUACCGCCCGCCAGCAACAUGUUUGCGAUGACGUGGGAUGAAGCACUUGCUAAAUCUUCAAGAGCAUGGUCAAGAAAGUGCCUAUUCAAGCAUAAUCCAUACCUGCAAAAGAAGGGAACAGUGCACCCCACCUUCUUUCCUGUAGGAGAAAACAUUUAUAUUUCCACAGGGAGUUUCAAUGCCAAGAAUGCUAUUAAACGAUGGUAUGAUGAAGUGGCUGACUAUGAUUACAGUACAAACAGCUGUAAACCAAAACGACAGUGUGGACAUUACACGCAGGUUAUAUGGGCAAAUUCUUAUAAAGUUGGAUGUGCAGUUUCUGAUUGUCCCAAAGGAAUUAAAUCUUCUGGAUUUAAAGGACCAGGUGUAAUUUUUGUCUGUAACUAUGCACCAGCUGGAAAUUAUAUUGGGACCUUACCAUAUACAUCAGGUACUUCUUGUGAAUCGUGCACUGACAAUUGCCGUGACAAAUUAUGCAGAGACAUAAAACGGGAUGCUAUCAGAAAAUACCCUAACUGGAAUCCAAACUUCGGAUCAGCCUCCUUUUACUCCUGUAACCAACUGCUGCUACUCACCUCUAUUAUUGUGAUAUAUGUUUUGCAGUAACUACCUAAAUUUCAGGGCUUUUUGUUUUACCCUGAUUCAGGUUGAGAGGAUAUAAAGUUCUAUGUUGUGUGUCAUCAUUGUCAUUUUCUAUCCCACAAGCUUUUGAAAGAUUUGCAAGUAAUGAUCUCAUUACAGCUUUCUGGUCAAUUUCCAAGCUGGAAUGCCUACCUUUUGCAAGGCAUUCUGUGUAGUAAGCUAGCCAAUUACUGACACAAACUAUAACUUAAGCCAGAAAAUUACAUGAUUGGCAAAACUAUUCAAAGUUGUUCAGAUAAACUUAGUAAUCUUUAUCUGCUCAACUGUUUGAGUUACCCAGAGCAGUCAAGAACUUUCUUCCAUUGAAUAAUUAGAAUUUAGCUCGCUAAAUCAGAAUGUCUCUCUAAACUUAAUUCAAAUAUGUAAUUGUUUUGUGGUAGAAAAAGUUUGUUAAAUUUUCCUGUAAAUCUAUAAUGUAAUAUAAGGAAUGCUGGUUUGAUUUUGUUUCCGUAUUGUUUUCUGCCAUCUCGUGAAGUUGAAUUGCCAAAAAAGUUUAUUCCAGUUCACCACUGUAUUACAGAGAACAUCUGUAAGGAACUUAGCAUACCUUGUGGUUAUACUUUAUGGCAGAUUUCCUUUGUUGUUAGUUAGGUAUCUAGUUCCAAUUAGUACAACUACUGGUGAACUCAAUAUCAGAUAAAUGCAAAUGUCAAAACUUCUUUGUGUUCUUUCUCCAGUUAACAGUUUACAUGAUUCCUCAGGUUCUCUUUCAGUCUGCUUAAAAACAAUUAUGGUGAUUUUGCUUUUUUUCAGGCAUGUAUAGUACCAACUGGCACAGCAUAUAUUACUAAACCAUCUAAAUGAUUAGGUGUGCCAUGUUCCUUACCAUCCUUGAGAUCCAUUUUACUGUGACAACAGGAUCUCAAUUGAGAACAAAAAGUAGAAAAUGUUGGAAACAUUCAAAAAAGUAGGCAGAUCAGUAAAGGAAAGAAAAAUGUUGAAUUUUCAUGGAUGCUGAGUAUUUUCAGCAUUUUCUGUUUCUGUUUCAGAUUUCCUGAGUCCAUAGUAUUAAAACAAAGUUAAUCCAUAGUAGAUCCAGUUUAAAAUCACUAAAAAUAAGUACAACCAUAUUUUUUGUUUGAACAAUGAUAUGAGUUGAUCCCUUUGCAUACUGGAAACUGCCAACCCUGAAGGCUACAAUAUAAAUAAGGUAUAAAAAUAUUAUUUUGUACAAUUAUGGUAUAACAUCAUUAGACACCAUGCUGGCAACUUACAUGAAAUAGUGUCACAUGAGAAAUCAAAUAUCAAUUGUGGGUUUCUUGCAUAAGGGAGGGUUUCUGUAGCUAAUUUUUUAAAAGGAUAUGUAUUUUGAAUUUCAGCAAAAGAUUUAAACAUUCCUGUUGUUAUUUUAAAUUGAGCAGAUAAUAAUAUUUUUCUGUUUUGGAAGUCUGCAGAUAGAUAUUUAAGUCAGAACAUUUCCAGAAUUAAUUCUCCGUAAUUGAGUACUGUAAAAUUGAGUGAUUGUAAAAUUUAAAAACCAUAAUUGUUAAUAAAAUGCAUGUUCUCUGUUGA